This is a messenger RNA of Canariomyces notabilis, 3117 nucleotides long. RefSeq lists its product as uncharacterized. Gene Ontology annotation, cellular component: RSF complex. Lineage: Eukaryota; Fungi; Ascomycota; Sordariomycetes; Sordariales; Chaetomiaceae. The record is from RefSeq and is a predicted model, not a curated record. Bases 307 to 2745 code for a protein of 812 amino acids. The transcript has 5 exons. Gene Ontology annotation, biological process: regulation of DNA-templated transcription.
UUUAGCUUGACCUUUUGGAAUUUUGAUUGAUGGACCAACACGCGCCAUCUAUUGCUGUCCCGUCAUAAGUCCAUUUCCUGUCCGACCCUUUGCAAAACCUCAAGUCAGCCAGCCUUGUCUUGCGCCUCUUCUUAAUUCGCUCCAUCUAUACGGAAUGAUUACUGCUUGUGCGAUGAGAGUCGGUACUACCAGCGCAAUUUUGUCAAUCCUCGCACCUGAAAUCGCGACGUUGCACCCUUGAAAUCCCCUUUGCUCGUACAUCGCGAGAACAACACCAGGGUACAAAAAAGCAGCAGCCAAGAUAAGAUGCCCACAGCUCGCAAGCGCUCCUUGCAGGAGCUUGAUCACGACAAUGCUCAAAAGCCAAAACAACCAUCCCUGUUGCAUCGUAUCAGGAAUAUGUGGCAAUUCGCCAACCUCUACCAGUUCAUCUGCCUCUUCGGGAAAGCUCUCAAGCUCGACGACAACCUGGACAUCGAGGAUCUGGAAGCAGAAUGCCUCAAGCCGGACUCGAUGGCCCUGCAGGAAAUCGGCCUGGGCUUCCUGAAAUUUCUCUCUUCGCACCGCGGUCUAACCCACGAGUUAUUCGAUGAAUACACACGGAGGCAGUUCCUCAGCAAAGCCCCUGAGAAGAAUCCGUUUGGAUCUGCGGAAACACCAGCUAGAUUCGCUGAUUUCGACGUUUUCACCAAGAUUCGCGUGCUCCAACAGAUGACACAGCUGAUCAUGAUGAACCCGGAACGCCUACGAGAGAAGACGGAAGAACAGAAGGAUAUGGACCAGACGAACUGGCGAAUCGAGCCCUAUGGAUGGGACCGGCACGAUCGCACUUACUUUGUCCUAGAUGACAAUCGCUUAUAUCGCCUGAGUGACACCCCGCCUCCUCCCUCCAAGCCGAAGAAAAGCAGCAAGAAGGCCAGGGCGGCACAACGGGCCAGCAAAAGACGGCGGGUAUCCUCUGGAGCAGCCAGCGAUACGGAAGAUGCCGGCGAUGAGGCAUCCGACGUUGACGAGACGGCCGAACCAGCAGAUGACGGACUUGGGGGUAUGAAGUGGGAAUGCCUGGCCGUUACACUGCCCGAAAUUCGCCAGUUCUUGUCGACCAUUGAAAAAUCAAAAGACGCCAACGAGAAAAUACUGCGCGACCAGAUUCAAGAACACCUGGUCCCCAUCCUCGAGAAGCAGGAAGAAUCGAGGAAACGGAAGCAGCUCCAGCGAGAAAGAGAACUCCUCAACUUGGAGAAGAUGGCGCACGCAAAGCGAUCAAGUCGCAUUGCCAGCAAAAUAGAGCACCAGAAGUUCGAGGAGCGGGCUCGUGAAGAGGAGAAGAAACGGCGCGAGGAGGAGGAGGCUAGGAGGAAAGAGGAGUUGGAGCGGCUCAAAAAGGAGCGAGAGAGGGACCGUCGGCUGAUGUCGAGAGAACAGCGCCUCAGGGAGCGAGAGAUUCGCCGGCUGCGCCACGAAGAAGAACUGGCUCAGCUGUCUGAGGAUAGCAGGGCGGCGAGCACCGGGUCCGCCCGCAUGUCGGAGCGACGGCGACAGGCCGAGAUCGAGAGGAACAAGAAGGCACUUCAAGAACUCGAAGAGGAGGAAGAGGACUGGAUUUUCGACUGCGUUUGCGGUGUCUACGGUCAAGUUGACGACGGGACACACAGCGUGGCGUGUGAGAGGUGCAACACCUGGCAACAUAGCAAAUGCCUGGGAAUCAAGGAGGAAGAAGCGGACCAGGAUGAUUUCCACUUCAUCUGUAGCUCAUGUCGCCGGCGCAAGCAGGAAGAAAGUGAAGCACGUCCGCGAAUUAUCAAGAUCAAGGUCAACCGACGCGAGGAAACCACCUCUCCCCAGCAGCCUGGAGCCGAAAAGGACACGGUGGCACAGCCGCGAUCUCGAACGCAAUUGACCGUCGAACUCGAGCCAAAACCCCGCUCAGCCUUUCUCGACCAUGCUUCGGACCAGUUGCGCGUUCGUCCGAACGAUGGUUCUAUGGCGGAUGCCCUCACGAGCGCUACUCAGCAAGGCACAACCUCCGAUUCUAAAGGGGAAGAAAAGGAGAGCGGCGCCGCUGGUCUUCCACCCGGUUCUUCUCCCACCCGGCCGUUGUCAGCCGGACAAGGAACCAACCCCUUCUCGUCGCCGCAUCCCAGCUUGUUACCCCCAACUCAACCGCCUGUCAAUCUAGGCCCGCACGGGCCCAAUCCCGAGUACUCUAAGCCAGUCCCAGCUCACGAUGAUGACGACAAGCAGGCGGCGGCAUUAGCCGACACAACGGCCACGCGAAAUGGCGUUCUUUCAACGUUGGCCGCAAGCGGGAGUGGCUCUUCGCCAACAAAGCAACACCAACGCCCUCGGUCCCCUCCAACAAAGACAGACCCGUCCCUGGCCACCCCCUCGGACGAGCUGGUAGGGUCCGUUUCCCCGGGGAAUAUCAACAGCAUGACACCUCCUGCCAUCAUUUCGCCACGUUUUACCCCAACUCAGCAGUCUCGCGAGGACAGAUCCGGCAACAACGGUUCCCCACCGUUGCCACCUUCUAGCGGCGGCCUGUCUCCUACCAAACAAUCACCGCCCGUUCCUCACCAUCAUCAACCUAAUGGGGGUUCCACUACUUUGCCUGGGACUCACCAUCCGCCGCCCGUCUUCCCGCCCGUCGCGGCCCUCUCACCCUCGCCGCGGCAACAGAUACUAACGCCGCCGGUGAAACCCACAGAGCCGGUCAGAGUUCCGCCGCCUCAGCAGCAGCAGUAGCAGUAGCAGUAGCAGUAGCAGUAGCAUGCCCAAGAGCAGACAAGCUACCUAAGAAGUUUAGAUCUACAUGCUCAGAAUCGCAUGAGAUAUCUAGUUGUACGCCUUUCCCGCUCUGAAAGCGUGAAUCUCGGUAACAGAUGUGGAUUUGGGUCUUGCAAGAGAAGGACGUGCAGAAUUGACAUGCUACAAGUACUGUAUGUGUGUAUGUACAUACAUACACUAAGCUUACCUUACCUCCUGCUGUAAGGUAGCAAAACCACUGAAUGGACCGCAUGGGACAUGAGGUGGGAACACCUGGAGUCCGCAAGCUUGAGCCUGACCGAACGGCUGGCUAUCGCGCGAACCGUUGGCCUGAGCGUAAUAAGAAACACG